Messenger RNA from Closterium sp. NIES-65, 3552 nucleotides. NCBI's taxonomy places the organism in Eukaryota, Viridiplantae, Streptophyta, Zygnematophyceae, Desmidiales, Closteriaceae. The record is from the annotation of a GenBank genome assembly.
AUGGGCAGUCGCGAGGGGUACGGCAGCGGCGGCGAGCUUCCGUUCAUGUCCUCCCGCGCCCGCUCGCAGCGCCGCGAUCUGGAUUCGUGCUCCUUCCUCGAACCUGGGAACGAGUUCUCUCGCCGUCCAUCACUGCUGAAUGACAACUUGGAUGGCGGCCGCCCCAGCCAUGAGUUUGCUCGACGGCCGUCCCUUCUCAGUGAUAACAUGGACCCCUUCCGAUCCAGUGCGAGAGGGGGUCCAUCGCUGUCAUCACUGACGGGUUCAUCACUGGACCCAGUGGACGCGGCUCUCUCGCAGCCCGCCCUCUCAGCGCACCCCAUGCGCGCUCCCACGCCCCUCGAUGCCGCCGCCGCCGGCGUCUCAGGCACAGGCGUUGCUGCCGCCACUCGCUCUGUGGAGCGCUACAUGUCGUACCUCUCUGGCGCCUCCUCCCGCCGCCCUGCCGCCUAUGCGCCGCCCUCGGCCCUCGCCAUCCCAUCUGUUGCCGCACCCUCUGGGAACGCGCUUAGUCCCACGAGUGAGCCCGAGGGCAACAUGCGGCGCCACCGCAGCAGGCGCAGGGCCAUGCAGGAGGACAGGCUGGGCCACCUGGCCGGCAGGACGCACAUGCAGCACUCGCGGUCAGCCAAUGCGUGUGAGCGCGGAUUCAUGAGUGGCGGCGAGGGGGGUCCGGGGCGGUACGAGCGCAUGUCCAUGCUGAGCGGUGCUGUGAGCGAGUCCGAGGGCGCUGUUGCCAUGACCACACGCGCUGCCGCCUACCUCAUGCGCCACACUCCCCCCUCGGGCAGUGUUGAAACCAGUCCUGAGGCAGCGCAGGCAUACCGGUCGCGGUCGGACAAGAGGAUGGGGUCGGCAGCUGCAGCAGCGGUGGCAGCUGUGAGCUCGGGCUACGACUCGCCCACGCCGCCCUCCUCUGCUGCUACACUCGCUGCAGGGGCAGGGGGGAUGGGUGCAAUGGGGGGAAUGCAGGCAGCGGCGAUGGGAGGGCCAGUGCCGCCAGGUGCAGGAAGGACGGAUGGCAGCAUGUCAGACCACUCGUUCAUGUCAGCGCGAACCAGGGCGUCUCUGGCGCCCAUGCACAGACGCUCCUUCGACAACUCCUCCCACAGUCAAUACCGGCGCAACACUGUGGGGUCCGAUGUUGAGGACUCCAGGCAACUCCCGCCCAGCUCAAUACUGGGCGGGGAUGCAGCAGCAUCAAGCUCGUCCACCAUGGGUGCAGGCGCCCCACCAGGAGGGCUGGCUCCCACGCCUCCUGUGGGUCCCUUUGAGCCGGCGCCCCCUCUCGUGCGCCGCCGCACCUACUCUGCUGCUGACGGCUCAGCAGAGGUCUCAGCGGCAGGCAUGGAGCAGUACGUGUGGGGUGGGCUAACAGGGCGCUUGGCAUUGUGCUCUCCUUUUCCGGCCCUCCCUCUCUCUUCCACCCUCUCCUCCCCACCCUCUCCUCCCGGCCCUCUCCCCUCCACACUCUUCCCCCAUCCGCCCCCUUCCCUCCCCUCUCCCCCCGUCAUGGGUGUGAGCAGGGGAAGGCGGCGCACGACAGCACCGGAGGUCAGCGAUGAGGUCGCCAAGAAGGUGCGGGAGUACAACGAGGCGAUUCGCAGGGACAGGAGGGCGUUGAGAGUGGAGACGGCAACAGCAGCAGCGGGCGAGCAGCAGCUCACGGCGGAUGGCAGCGACCUCUCCACUGCUCCCUCGCCGCUCCCCCCCACCUCCUCCACCUCCGUCUCAGCCGCGCCCUUCUCCUCUGUCCUGUGUGUCUCCACAGCAUCUCACUGCACCACCUCCCGCAUCCUCGUCUCACCACAUCCCGUCCAGUAUCCCCUAUUCCAACACUGGCCGCUCACCACAGCACAGCUCUCCCCUGCCAUCCCCGCCACUGCUGCCACCACCCCCUCCACCGCCACCACCCCUGCUGCCACCUCCGCCCCCGCUGCUCCGCCUGCUGCUGCUGCUCCGUCACUCUCUCGUGACUCCAGUGGUGGGGGGCCGGGGCAGCUGGGAGGAGACGAGCAGCGUGCAGGGGAGGGUGGGGGGGAGGAAGCGGGGGGGAUGAGGCCGGAUGAGGGGGACGCUGGGGGCACAGGCGAGGGUGGGGAGGGCAGUGGGGAAGGGCAAGGAAUAAAAGAGACAGGGAGAGCUGAUGAGGAGGAAAGAAAGUGCAGAGGGGAGAGCGGGGGAAAAGAGGGCGGUGUGGAAGAUGGAGGUGGGGUGGAAAACGGUGGCGCGGGGAAAGGAGGGAAGGAAGUAGGUGCGGAGGAGAGAUGUGGGGAGGAAAGAGGUGGGCAGGAGAAGGCUGAAGAGGGGAGGGAUGGCGAGGAGGGAGCAACGGUGCAGCAAGGUGAGAACGCAGAGGGUUCUCAGAAGCAAGGAGCGGAGGGGAAGGAGGUAGGAGAUGGGGAGCAGUCAGGGACAGCAGCAGUCACAGCAGGUGAAGGUGCAGGUGGGGGUGCGGGUGAGAGCGGUGGGAGCAUGCAGCGGCAGCGGCCCGGCAUGAGCCAUCGGUCGCAACCAUCCUUUGGCAACACCAGUGGCAGCUCAGGCUACGUCAGCCCUCUCCAGUCCGCCUCUCCUCGCCCGCACCACCCUGCCUCGCCACCGCCACCCGCCUCCUCCCACCCGGCCUCUCUACGGCGCCCCACACCCCCCGGGGCUUCAGCCCCGGGCAGUGGAGCCCUGUCGUCUGCACCGGGGAGUCAGCACCAGGGCGUGCCCGCUGCUGCUGCGCUGCCUGCUGCUCCUGCUGCUCUGGUGCCAGUGCCACCCGUGGCAGCGCAGGCAGUGCUGGGCAGCGAGCAGUGGACCAUUGACUUCAAUGAACUGCGCCUGGGCAUCCGAGUCGGCAUCGGGUCGUUCGGAGAGGUGUUCAGAGCGGUGUGGAGGGGCACGGAGGUGGCGGUGAAGCGGCUGUUGGUGCAGGACGACCCAUCGCCAGAGGAGUACGAGGACUUCUACAACGAGGCGCCGCAGGUGUGCAUGGUGACGGAGUACAUGCACAUGGGGUCGCUCUACCGCAUCAUCCACUCGCGCGAGCCAGGGCAGGGCGGCGAGUCGCUCAGCUGGAAGCGCCGCUACAAGAUGCUCCGAGACAUCUGCAGGGGCAUGCUAUGUGUGCAGCGCAUGAGCAUAGUGCACCGGGACCUCAAGUCCGCCAACUGCCUGGUGGACAAGCACUGGUGCGUCAAGAUCUGCGACUUCGGCCUCUCCCGCCUCGCCCCCGACGGGCUCGUGCUGGGGCGCACGGCGGCCGGCACGCCCGAGUGGAUGGCGCCGGAGCUGCUGCGCAACGAGCCGUGCUCCUUCAAGUGCGACGUGUUCAGCAUGGGCGUCAUCAUGUGGGAGCUCGUCACCUUGCGCCGCCCCUGGGAGGAUGUUAAGAACCCACUCGAGGUGGCAUAUGCGGUGGCGCAUCGCAAUGCGCGCCUGCCUGUGCCGGACGGCAUGCUAGGGCAGCUCAUAGCAGACUGCUGGGAGGACGACCCAGAGAGGCGGCCCAAUUUUGAGCAGAUUCUGGAGAGGCUGCACGAGUGCGAGUACCUUGAUGUGUGA